Hirsutella rhossiliensis is the source of this 876-nucleotide messenger RNA. RefSeq names its product enoyl-(Acyl carrier protein) reductase domain-containing protein. Lineage: Eukaryota; Fungi; Ascomycota; Sordariomycetes; Hypocreales; Ophiocordycipitaceae. Gene Ontology annotation, cellular component: intracellular anatomical structure. Bases 1 to 876 code for a protein of 291 amino acids. The record is from RefSeq and is a predicted model, not a curated record. The transcript is spliced from 4 exons. Gene Ontology annotation, molecular function: oxidoreductase activity, acting on NAD(P)H, oxygen as acceptor.
AUGGCCGGCAUGGAAAACGGCGUCUUCCGCCACGACAACAUGGGCAUCCCCGACGGCGACCGCGUCCUGCCCCUCUUCUCGCUCAAGGGCCGGACCGCCAUCGUCUCGGGCGCCGGCGCCGGCAUCGGGCUCGGCGUCGCCCAGGCCCUCGCCGAGGCCGGCGCCAACGUGGCCAUCUGGUACAACAGCAACAAGCAGGCCAUCGCCGAGGCCGAGGCCAUUGAGAAGACGUACGGCGUCAAGUGCAAGGCGUACCAGGUCAACGUCAUUUCAGCCGACGACGUCGACCGGGCCAUCAACGACAUCGUCGGCCACUUCAACGGCCGCCUCGACAUCUUUGUGGCCAACUCGGGCAUCGCCUGGUCCGACGGCGCCUUCAUCGACGGCCCCGCCGAGACGGCCGCAAAGGUCAUGGCCGUCAAUGUCGACGGCGUCAUGUGGUGCGCCAAGAGCGCCGGCGCCCACUUCCGGCGCCAGAAGAAGGACGGCACCACGCUCCACGGCAAGCCCCUGGACAACUACAUUGCCGGCAGCUUCAUCGCCACGGCCUCCAUCAGCGGCAGCAUCGUCAAUAUUCCCCAGAUGCAGGCCGUCUACAACGGCUCCAAGGCGGCCGUCAUUCAGUUCUGCAAGAGUCUGGCCGUCGAGUGGACGGGCUUUGCUCGCGUCAACACCGUCUCGCCCGGCUACAUCGUGACCGACCUCAUCAACUUUGCGCAGCCCGAGACGGUCAAGCAGUGGAAGGACAAGAUUGUCAUGGGACGAGCGGGCCUCGUCAAGGAGCUCAAGGGCUCGUACCUGUACCUCGCGAGCGACGCAUCUUCGUACACGACAGGCCUAAACAUGAUUGUCGACGGCGGCUACACCCUGCCAUGA